Molecule: messenger RNA, 4373 nt
Organism: Poeciliopsis prolifica (blackstripe livebearer)
Lineage: Eukaryota; Metazoa; Chordata; Actinopteri; Cyprinodontiformes; Poeciliidae
Gene: atf2
Product: activating transcription factor 2
Exons: 13
Coding region: 176-1735 (519 amino acids)
Biological process (GO): regulation of transcription by RNA polymerase II
Molecular function (GO): cAMP response element binding; DNA-binding transcription factor activity, RNA polymerase II-specific
Source: RefSeq, a predicted model, not a curated record
CUCGCGAUAUUUUGGACCAGUCGUGGGAUUUUAGAAAUCGAGGGUUGUGGCAGAGGGGGGCUACGGCUGCUUCAUGGAAGCGACUGGAACCAGAUGAACCUCUGUAGCGUCCUUACAGCUGUUCUGUGAGCGCAGAGUGAUUAUUUGCAGGUGGAAGUAAAAGGAACUCCUUAAUAUGAGUGAUGAUAAACCCUUCCAGUGCACUGCUCCUGGGUGUGGACAGAGAUUCACUAAUGAAGACCAUUUGGCUGUCCACAAACACAAACAUGAGAUGACACUGAAGUUUGGCCCAGCAAGAAAUGACAAUCUUAUCAUUGCAGAUCAAACUCCUACACCUACCCGCUUUUUAAAGAAUUGCGAGGAAGUUGGUCUCUUUAACGAACUUGCAAGUCCUUUCGAUCAUGACUUCAAAAAAUCGACUGAAGAUGACAUCAAAAAGCUACCCCUGGAUUUGUCGCCUCUUGCUACACCAAUUAUACGCAACAAAAUUGAAGAACCCACAGUAAUAGACACACAUAGAGACAGCCCACUGCCUCAUCCUGAAUCCACUACAAGUGAUGAUAAGGACUUAUCUUUGCAGCCAGCCUCACUGCCAACAUCCACUAUAGUCCACCCUGCAUCCCUCCAAGUUCCCAAUGUACUUCUAGCAACCACAGAGGCUAGUGUUGUAAUACAGCCAGCUCUCCCAUCGCCAACAUCUAGCUCUGUUAUUACCCAAGUCCCCUCCACUAAUAGGCCUAUAGUCCCAGUGACUGGUACCUUCCCUGUGCUCUUACAGUUGCCUAAUGGCCAGACCAUGCCAGUUGCAAUACCUGCAUCAAUAACAAGCUCAAGUGUACAUAUCCCAACUACAAUCCCACUUGUCAGACCUGUCACCGUAGUGCCUGCCGUCCCUGGAAUCCCUGGACCUCCCUCGCCACAGCCUCAACCCAUCCAAUCAGAAGCAAAGCUGAAACUGAAAGCCACAUUAAGCCAACAGCUUCCUCAGGUAACCAAUGGAGAUGGAGGCGACGUCCAGACCAGUGCAGUAACCCACAAUGUUAAUCCCGCUUCCCCUGCUCCGACACCGACUCCAGUCCCGACUCCAUCCCCGGCGCCGGCUGCCAUCCUAACUCCGGCUCCCCAACUGCCUACAACUGAGGAAGCCUCCACACAUUCCCUUCAGCAGCCAGCCACCUCCACCACAGAAACACCCGCUUCCCCUGCUCCUCCUGUGCCAAAUCCUCCAACCACAGGGGGCCGGCGGCGCAGAACCACAAGCGAAGACCCCGAUGAGAAGAGACGCAAGUUCCUGGAGCGUAACCGGGCCGCAGCUUCUCGCUGUCGACAGAAGAGGAAAGUGUGGGUCCAGUCUCUGGAAAAGAAGGCUGAGGACCUGGGCUCCAUGAAUACACAACUACAGAAUGAAGUCACCCUGCUGAGAAACGAAGUGGCUCAGCUGAAGCAGCUUCUUCUGGCUCAUAAAGAUUGCCCUGUAACCGUCAUGCAGAAGAAGUCUGGCUAUCACAUUUCCGACAAAGAUGAAAGCUGCGAGGAGAUGUCCGUCCCCAGCAGCCCGCAGAAUGAGGCCAUCCAGCACAGCUCCGUCAGUACCUCCAACGGGGUCAGCAGCUCCUCCUCAACGACCCAGGCGGUCUCAGCCCCGCCCAGCGCCGCUUCGGCCACAUCAAAGCAGAGCACAGAGGAGAGCCAACCGCGGAGGGCCAGCACCCGGUCCCAGCCCUCAGGGAGCUGAUCAUCCCAAACUGUUCCAGAGCGUCCCACACUGGAGUGCUAAUGGCUCUCAAACCUUUUUGUGACAAACAGAGGAAAGGGGUUGUCGCUCAGCUUCAGCUGUGGACCAUACACUUUAAUUUAUUCUCAAUUGUUUGGGUAAAUGUUUGUUAACUUUUGUACUUGAUAGUCUAUGCUUUUAAAGAUGCAAUGUUUUCUCUUCACAAAAAAAAGCACUUUAGGUGUAACUUGUAAAAAACGUUGCUUUUAGUUGUUUUCAUAUACGUUUGACUUAUUUAUUUUGUACAGCAGCAAACAACAAAAAAAGUAUUUAACAAAUUAACAUUUUCUCAACUAUUCUACUUCUAACGGGGUUAUUGAGAUGAAAUCCACACCAGAUGUUGGUUGCAACCCAAACUGUGUGCAAAUAAGAAUUAUUUUUAAUAAACUAAGAUUUAGUUUAUCAACUAAAAUAGAACGGAACAUAGAACAAUCUUUUUGGUAAUAAGAGCUUUAAUACAAGAAAAACAACCCACACCGUGAGGUUCCUACCUCCAAACUUAGCUGCUGGUGUGGCAUUGUUGGGUUGAUAUCCAAUGCUAUUUUUCAUCAGAACAUGUUGUGUCCAACAGCAUCCUAAGUGUUUUAAGUUUAGUCUGAUUCUCACUGUAGUUCACUGACUUGCCAAAGUGUUUCACGGUAAACUUUAAAUGAGCAUCAGAAUGUUUUUUUUUUCUUCAGCAUAGAAGUCUGGCACUUGCACCCCCAGGUUCAGUGACUUAUUUUUGUUUUCAGGGAAAAAGUGAACUUCUUAAAUCUUUCUCAAUUUCUCUUUGAUUGGUCUUUUGUUCUUGAGCAACUCUUCUGAUUAUUCUAUUGGCUCCUCUGUCAUCAACUCAAUGAUGCACCAAAGUGCUAAAACUCAAAUCAGAAAAAUGCAACUGCAGUGAAAUCAGUAUGUUUUCCAGCAAUGUUGGAAAGGUCUUGAGAAAACUCUUUGCUUUUAUCAAUCAUGAGAUACUUAUUCAUACGCCAUUUAAUUGGACUAAACCUAAUUAUAUUGAUUUGUACUGAUAUGGAGGAUAGCUUUCUAAAUACUGGCAGAUUUGUUCUGAUUUCCUGGCUGGCUGUGAAUUUUUUCAACUUUUUCUGCUUAAUUAUUCUCUCCCACUUACUACACGUGUCUGAAUGUAUGUAUUGUUUUGAUUUCUUUCUAAAUUUGCAUUAUUUUGGUUCUCACUAACCUAUGGUGUGAAUUUCAUGCAAAUAUUCCCAUUUGAGAACUAUUUACUGAGAAAAAGGUUACGGUGUUCAACACUUUAUCACCUGCUGUAUCUUAUUCUUUUUCAAUUGAAGGCAGUCAUUUGCUCCAUCAUUAAGUUUACCAAAGUGCUUAGAGGCUCAUUUGUCUUAAUUGAUUCAUAAGCACUCUCUUUGACGAAGGUGUUUUUUACUUUGUGUUCUUUGACCAUUUUGCACAUAUUUAAGAGAUGACGGGUUUUACUUUCCAAGAGUUUGUUGAGCACUGGCAGCUUUUUAGAAGUAGAUUUUUGAAUGCUGACACAAACAUUACAUAGCUGAAUUUGGCUGAGCUCAGCCGUAGUGUUGUAGUGCAAGUUUGAAUGUUUGAGCUCACCUCUGCAUGUAAAAUAGUCUGAGGGAGGUGAGCUGCUUAGAUCUGUGUGUUUUCUCAUUAACAUUCCAGCUGUAGCCUGAUUGUCCCUGAAGCAGUGAUUGUAGGAUUGCAGUACCUUUUUUUUAUAUAUAUAUUUCUCAGUCUGUGGUGAUGUUGACCUUAUUCAGUGCCAUUAAUGUAUUUUACAUAAACAUUUUUUUUAAAAUGCCAAUUAAGCUUGAGUUGAUUGUUGUUUUCCCAGAUUUAAAGGGUCCCAUGAACAUGUUGGUUCUGCAGAGAUUUUCCUGCUUCGUAAACAGUUUGCUUUGCAAGUGACUCUUUAUGGCUUUAGCAUAUAAUGCAAAACUCUUCAGAACGUUAAGCUUUCUGUGAACAAGAACAUUUUUACGAAACAUUGUAAAAAAAAACAACAUCAAUGUAUCAUAUGUGGUCCUUCUUCAUAUUUGAUAGGGCUUUAGGAUCUCAGCUCCAUUAGCUGUCAAACUGACUCUUUAGGACAAGCCUCUUACUGACUCAAUAGGGUUAUCAUGUAAAAUGCCAUCAUUCAGAUGUGAACUGGAAUUACAUCAGUUACAUUAGUUACACUACAACUAAAGCUCCUGAAUAAUUAUGACUAUUGAAGUAACCGUAAGAAGCAAAUUUCAACUUUAAAAGUCAGUUUACAUUUUCCUUCUUAGUCUUUACUGGCUUACUACUGUGUAGUUUUAUAAACAGCAAACACAUUGUUUUCUUAAAAUGUGAUUUUUAAGGUUUUAUUGUUAUGUGCUAUCUGCAUGAGAUAACAAUUCUCUGCGAGAAUUUUACUGUUUAUUUAUGUCUGAAUUAAAAAAACAAAACAAUAUGAAACAAGUUAUUACAACUUGACUUGUAGAAGUUCUGUGAUUUUUUAUUUGUUUUUGUUUUUUUUUUUCACCCGAGCUGUAUGGCUACAAACGGGUUGUGAUACUGUGUUGACAGUGUAAUUGUAAUGUGAAAGUUCUGUAAAAAAAAAAAAAAAAAAAAAACGAUAAGUUGUUGUAAUAAA